CUCUACCGCUCGAAUUGACAGCUGACUUAAUUACUUUUUCGAUUGCACAAGGGCAAAAUUUGACGGGGAAUUUAAAAGAAAAAAAUGAGCAGCAUAUUGAAAUUAAAUGCUGGUUUAACCAAGAGUAUACUAAAAAAUGCAUCUCAGGGCAAUGUACCUGCCGGAGCGCUAUCGAGGGCCCUGCACAUUAAAGUAGACAGAAAAAAUGCCAAAGUGAGCGAUAAUGUAUCAAAAGUGUACCCAAUCGUAGACCACACAUAUGAUGCUGUAGUUGUGGGAGCGGGGGGCGCAGGUCUGCGAGCCGCCUUUGGUCUUGUAGCGGAAGGCUUCAAGACGGCUGUCAUAACCAAACUUUUUCCAACCAGAUCUCACACGGUCGCUGCACAGGGUGGUAUCAACGCUGCGUUAGGUAACAUGGAGGAUGACAAUUGGCAGUGGCACAUGUACGACACUGUGAAGGGUUCCGAUUGGCUGGGAGACCAAGAUGCAAUCCACUACAUGACCAGGGAGGCCCCCAAGGCUGUAAUCGAGUUGGAAAAUUAUGGAAUGCCAUUUUCCAGGACUACAGAGGGAAAAAUUUAUCAGAGGGCUUUCGGUGGGCAAUCAUUGAAGUUUGGCAAGGGUGGACAGGCUCAUAGGUGCUGCUGUGUGGCUGAUAGAACCGGUCACAGCCUGCUUCAUACACUUUAUGGUCAAAGUUUAAGGUAUGAUUGUAAUUAUUUUGUCGAAUAUUUUGCCCUUGAUUUGAUCAUGGAAGAAGGUGAAUGCCGUGGGGUUAUUGCCCUAUGCCUUGAGGAUGGAAGUAUACAUAGAUUCAGGUCCAAAAAUACAGUUCUUGCCACUGGCGGGUACGGUCGCGCAUACUUCUCGUGCACAUCUGCGCACACUUGCACCGGAGAUGGCACUGCCAUGGUUGCCAGAGCCAACCUACCAUCUCAGGAUUUAGAGUUCGUACAAUUCCACCCGACAGGUAUCUACGGCGCCGGUUGCCUAAUCACCGAGGGUUGCCGCGGUGAGGGUGGCUACUUGAUCAACUCGGAAGGUGAAAGGUUCAUGGAAAGGUACGCCCCUGUUGCCAAGGAUUUGGCCUCAAGAGACGUCGUUUCCAGAAGUAUGACCAUCGAAAUUAGAGAGGGCAGGGGCUGCGGCCCGGAGAAGGACCACGUGUACCUGCAGCUGCACCACCUGCCGGCCGAGCAGCUUCACCAGAGGCUGCCCGGCAUCUCUGAGACCGCGAUGAUCUUCGCGGGCGUCGACGUGACGCGCGAGCCGAUCCCGGUGCUGCCGACGGUGCACUACAACAUGGGCGGCGUGCCGACCAACUACAAGGGUCAAGUGUUGACCACGGACGCCAAAGGCGAGGACGAGAUCGUGCGCGGGCUGUACGCGUGCGGCGAGGCGUCCUCGUCUUCGGUGCACGGCGCCAACAGGUUGGGCGCCAACUCGCUGCUGGAUCUGGUGGUUUUCGGACGCGCGUGCGCGCACACGAUCGCCGACGAGAACAAGCCCGGCGAGAGUAUCGGCAGCAUUUCGCAGAAUGCCGGUGAAGCCUCGGUCGCCAACUUGGACUGGUGCCGCUUCGCGAACGGGAAAGUGACGACGGCGGAUUUGCGCCUGAAAAUGCAGAAAACCAUGCAGACGCACGCUGCCGUGUUCCGCACCGAGGAAACCCUCAAGGAGGGCGUGGACUUGAUGUCCGGCAUCUACAAGGAGAUGGAGGACAUCAAGGUCUCCGACAGCGGUUUAAUCUGGAACUCGGACCUGGUGGAGACGCUGGAGCUGCAGAACUUGAUGCUCAACGCGUGCCAAACCAUCGUGGCAGCGGAAAACCGUAAAGAGUCGCGCGGGGCUCACGCCAGAGAGGACUUCAAGGUCAGGCUGGACGAGUUCGACUACAGCAAGCCGCUGGAGGGGCAGAAGAAGAAGCCCAUCGCCGAGCACUGGAGGAAGCACACCCUCACCCACAUCGACCCCAAGACCGGGAAGGUCAGUAUUACGUACCGCGACGUCAUCGAUGAGACACUGGACGAGAAGGAGUGCAGCACCGUGCCACCGGCAAUCAGGUCCUACUAAGUAAGAAAAACAUGCACAUAGAACAUUUUUUAAACCGUUACCAGCUUACCUAAAUUAUUUUUUCAAUCGUCAAGUGAUAAAAGAUAUAAAAAGUAUUUUCAACCCUAGCCUAGAUAUAAUUUAUUGAAUUUUAACGUAAGUGUAAAAAUACUAGUAUUUUUAAUGUUUUUCCUCCCUUCAUUGUACUUAUUUUAACGACAGGUCAAUAAACUAUUACAUUUAAGCUACCAUCGUCUUUUAUUUUACCCUAACUCUCAUAACACAAUUUGUUUUAA
Brassicogethes aeneus is the source of this 2348-nucleotide messenger RNA. The record is from the annotation of a GenBank genome assembly. NCBI's taxonomy places the organism in Eukaryota, Metazoa, Arthropoda, Insecta, Coleoptera, Nitidulidae.